Messenger RNA from Cladophialophora psammophila CBS 110553, 1068 nucleotides. RefSeq lists its product as uncharacterized. The coding region runs from base 1 to 1068 and encodes 355 amino acids. Gene Ontology annotation, cellular component: Set1C/COMPASS complex. The record is from RefSeq and is a predicted model, not a curated record. Gene Ontology annotation, molecular function: protein binding; chromatin binding. NCBI's taxonomy places the organism in Eukaryota, Fungi, Ascomycota, Eurotiomycetes, Chaetothyriales, Herpotrichiellaceae. The transcript is spliced from 2 exons.
AUGGCCGCUCUUCCACAGCAGAAAGUCCACGAUGUGAUCAAGCAAUACCGGCCUGCAAGACAAUUUCCCGGUUCCACUCGCUCAGAUGGGGUUGAGAGUCGUGUCACAUCCCUUGAUUUCGAUGAUAUGGGCGAGUUCCUGGUCGCAGCCUCCGACGACGAGACGAUGCAUGUCUAUGAUAUUAAAGAGGGCAAGAGAACCAAGACUAUACCCAGCAAGAAGUAUGGCAUACAUCUGGCUCGAUUUACUCACCAUCCGCGCAACGUUCUAUUCGCAAGUACGAAGCAAGACGACUCUUUACGCUUGUUGGAACUCCACAACGAGAGCUUCGUUCGCUACUUUACUGCUCAUACCGCACAAGUCACUUGCAUAGCCCUGUCUCCAGGCAACGACCAGUUCUUAUCAUGCGGUAAUGAUGACAUGGUUUGUUUGUGGGAUCUCAAUUCCAGAAGUCCUCAGGGAAAACUGAAACUAGUUACUCCCUAUCUCGCAGCCUACGACCCCUCUGCUCAGAUCAUGGCGAUAGCGUCGCAAUCCACAUCCUCUAUCCUUCUGUACGAUGUUCGAAACUUUGACAAAGCCCCCUUUGCUACUUUUGACAUGGCGGAAGCGGAGGACAGGUAUACCCCAACCACAAAGGGGCGUGCAUGGACAAAAUUGGAGUUCUCGAACGACGGCAAAAAUAUGCUUCUGGGUACCGACUAUCACGGUCACUUUGUGCUGGACGCCUUUGACGGAAAGGUCAAAUCAUUUCUCCUAGGGAAGACCGCAGGGACUGGACGGGCUGCUCCUGUGUCGACAUCAGGAAAACCUCUCGGUCAAGGAGAUGUUUGCUUCACACAAGAUGGGAGGUAUGUCGUUGGUGGGGCUGGCGAUCAGCCGGACCUACUUGUCUGGGAUACCCAGAAUGUCGCCGAUGUUCGACUGGAGCCCCUGGUUCGAUUGACGAGUCGAGGAAUCAAGGCGCCAGUCGUACAAUGCAAUCCUCGAUACAACAUGCUCGUGACUGCCGACACCAAAGUGUGCAUGUGGUUACCAGGCGACCAGAUCAAGAACCCCGAACUAUGA